CCGAGUCGUCCCCGUCCCAUCUAAUCGCCCGUCGCCGUUCAACUCCACCUUUCUUUCCCUUGGCUCUCGCUUCUCCUCCCGCUUCAAGUCUCAACACAAGCCAACCUUCCUCUCUCUUCUCCGCCAAAACAGUGAGUGUUCGCUUGGUCCAGCAAACACUCGACAGCCCUCACAAUGGCCGCCCCCUACCUCAGGACAAGACCUGCUCUCUCAGCGGCCUUCCGCCCUCUUGCGCCCAAGCCAAGAUUCCAGUCCUUUCCUCGUCGUCCAAACUCGACAACAACGCCGACGACGACGACGACCACCACCGCCACCACCACCACCACGGCUACCCCCACCGAGCCCACCAAAGCUGCCGUCGUCGAUCCCUCGAGCCUUUCCCGCCGUCUAAAGCUCUCCGCCUAUGCCACCGCUCUUGCUGCCGUCCUCGGUGUCGGCUACUACUACGCCACAGACACGCGCGCCUCGGUCCACCAGUACCUCGUUCCUCCCCUCCUUCGCACCAUCUUCCCCGAUGCCGAAGAAGCCCACCAUGUUGGAACCGCCGCCCUAAAGGGUCUCUAUGAGACUGGCCUCCACAUUCGCGAGAGGGUUCCCGAGAGUCCGAACGGCCCCUUGUCGGUCAAUGUGUUCGGCAAGCAGCUCCUCAACCCUAUCGGCAUCUCUGCUGGUCUCGACAAGGACGCCGAAAUCCCUGAUCCCCUGUUCGCCCUCGGUGCCGGUGUCGUCGAGGUGGGUGGCUGCACUCCUUUCCCUCAGGAGGGCAACCCCAAGCCCAGAGUUUUCCGCAUUCCCUCGGUCGACGGCCUGAUCAACCGCUAUGGUCUCAACUCCCGCGGCGCUGACGCCAUGGCUACCCGCCUGCGCGAACGCCUUCGCAAGUUCGCCCGCUCUGUCGGCCUCACCGAUAACGAGGUGCUGAACGAGGAGGGCACUGAUGGCAUCCCUCCCGGCAGUCUCCACCCCGGCCGUCUCUUGUGUGUUCAGAUCGCCAAGAACAAGAAGACGGACGAGAAGGACGUCAAUGCGGUUAUUCGCGACUACGUCUACUGUGUCGACAAGCUCGCCCCCUACGCCGAUGUCCUUGUCGUCAACGUCAGCAGCCCCAACACCCCCGGCCUACGCGACCUGCAGGCUACCGAACCUUUGACCAAGCUUCUUUCUGCGGUUGUGGAUGCGGCCCAGCAAACCAAGAGGAAGACCAAGCCGAGAGUCAUGGUCAAGGUUUCACCCGAUGAGGAUGAUGACACACAGAUGGAAGGUGUUGUGGAGGCUGUGUGGAACAGCGGUGUCGACGGUGUUAUUGUCGGCAACACCACCAAGCGCCGGACCGGCAUCGUUCCCAAGGGCGUCAAGCUGAUCGACGACGAGCCCAAGAUUCUCCACGAGGAGGGAGGCUUCUCUGGCCCUGCUCUCUUCGAUCGUACUGUUAAUUUGAUUGGGAGGUACCGCAAGAUGCUGGACGGCUAUGCUCUCAAGUCCGAGUCCGACAAGAGCCCUGCGCAAAAGGUUCUGUUUGCCUCUGGUGGAAUCACCAACGGUGAGCAGGCCUUGAGGGUUCUCAAUGCUGGCGCUAGUGUGGCCAUGGUGUACACCGCCAUGGUCUAUGGCGGUUCUGGCACCAUCACCAGAAUCAAGUCCGAGAUGAAGGAGAAGCUCGCUGACAAGUCGGCAUAAGGCCCCUCAGGUGGGUUUACUCAGGAUCCUAUGCUGUAAAUAAACGUGCGUCUUUCACCAAAAGUACCCUUCUUCGAUCUGCCUUGAUAUAUUCACCUCAUGAAGCACACUAUUUGGGAAUGGUACCUGACUAAGAUCUCGACCAUCUCCCUGGUCGACCCAAUAUGGUUUCACAUGGCAACCAACUUCGCGGUGAACUUCGGAAUGGGCUUAUAUGCCGACCCGGAUAUCUGGACGGCUAGGUACAUUUGUUUGUUCAUAACAGGAGCAGACCGCUACGACCAUUCGCCAGGGCAAACAUGUGCAACCCUCCCAUGACAUCUGCGUUAAUCCGGGAAUCGAGUAACAGUUUUGAGGUCGACGAUGAGGGCCACGUUCUUCUGUCUACCAGUCACACCUUUCUUUCCCGCCCUCUUCACGUCAUAAGGCUGGAAUCUGGGUGUCUGGCGAUGCCUGCCCGUGGCAAUAUCAGACUGCUACAAGGGUCAAACCCAGACCAUGAUGCACGUGGCUCUACUCGCAUGUGUAAACUAUUCAGACAUCCUCGAGCCCUCCUGUCUUGUUUCAUCCGCGUCCCUUCCACACCUCUUCCAUACGUCGUGCAUGGGAUCAUAUGGGGAUAUUCUCCUAAAGCAAUGGGAGAGGCGCUGCCACUUUGCACCCAACUCAGGGCAUGGCCAUACUCGCUUGCACAUUGGUGGAAACAGAAAUGUCAGGUGGAGGAGGGUCCUCGCGUCCAAGUAGCUUUGAUAUGUGCUAACCUGGCACGCAUCAGGUUACGCAUCCUUACAAAGGAACCACUAUCAAAUUUGUCUGAUACCCUCCCGGUCAAUUUAUAGCCGCUCUCUCGACUUACACAAAUCCGGGAGACACAAAUUCAAGAAGUGAAGCAAGGUAUCACAACACGAUCUACCUCAAGGAGGCUUUGCCCCGUUGUUCUACGUUCUACAUACCUCAAUUUCCGGUACUUGGUAGUACCAAAGGACUUGGGCAAAGGAAGGACAAAAGGAAGAAAGCCGGAUCUCUUUAUACACAGGUUACACAUGCAUAUGCGCUGCUGCUGUGUAAGUGACACAGGUACAGGCACUUCGAGAGAUAUGAAAUGCACUACACAUAUGCACAGAAAACAGCACUUGGCGAACGACCCAGUGGGUGCAAUAGAUCUGAGAGCCCCAGGAAUCCAUGUAUCUGGACUUGGACAACCCCAAAGGCGAUAACCGGGGAGCAGGGGAAUAGUGAUGCCGAAUGACUUUGGUUGUCUAUACUGGGUAGGGUGUUCUGAAUGCGAUAAUUCCCCUUUCAAUUUACAUACACAUAGAUGCUGGAUGGCCUUUGUGCCUGCUGCUAGUCCCUGCUGCUCGUGGGACAACCGAAGUUUGUUACAGUUACACACGCAAGGAACGCACAUACUCAGAGAUGCAGAGACGGGUAGCACAGGGACACUGUGCUUCUGACAACAUGGCUUCCAUGCUUUCAUAUAUGCCUGACAUCUAUACAAUAGCUAUACCGAAGACGGAUGUGAGUAGGCUGCUUGCUUUAGAUCAUAUGCGAUUGUAUAUGGACCUGCAAUCCGUAUAAAGACGUGUGUAUGUACAGACUACCUCAUGUUAUGGGAGAUUUUGGAGACCAGACACCAGUGACGGUGACACGAUCUACCUAGUAGUAUACAGUACUACUUCUGCGGCACUCCGUGUCUCCGUCCGUGUACGCCGUCAUCAUAGUUUCCUCUGUACUCCAUCCUACCUGUACUUCAUGGUUGUUGGUCAUUCUCAAAUACCACAGUUUUUCUCCAUUGUUCAGAUACUUUGAUAUUCUCGCC
This is a messenger RNA of Neurospora crassa OR74A, 3496 nucleotides long. RefSeq names its product dihydroorotate reductase PyrE. NCBI's taxonomy places the organism in Eukaryota, Fungi, Ascomycota, Sordariomycetes, Sordariales, Sordariaceae. The transcript has a single exon. Gene Ontology annotation, biological process: pyrimidine ribonucleotide biosynthetic process; 'de novo' pyrimidine nucleobase biosynthetic process. Bases 175 to 1677 code for a protein of 500 amino acids. Gene Ontology annotation, cellular component: mitochondrial inner membrane; cytoplasm. Gene Ontology annotation, molecular function: dihydroorotate dehydrogenase activity. The record is from RefSeq and is a predicted model, not a curated record.